This is a messenger RNA of Manacus vitellinus (golden-collared manakin), 4303 nucleotides long. It is a transcript of the gene CLCC1, whose product is annotated as chloride channel CLIC like 1. The transcript is spliced from 11 exons. Gene Ontology annotation, cellular component: membrane; endoplasmic reticulum. The coding region runs from base 10 to 1587 and encodes 525 amino acids. The record is from RefSeq and is a predicted model, not a curated record. NCBI's taxonomy places the organism in Eukaryota, Metazoa, Chordata, Aves, Passeriformes, Pipridae. Gene Ontology annotation, molecular function: chloride channel activity.
UGAUACAGGAUGCUGUUCCCUCUGGUGUUGUGUGCAGUUAUGCUGGUAGGGAGCGGUAAAGUUCAAGAAGAUGAAUGGAUUGACCCCACGGAUAUGCUCAAUUAUGAUGCAGCAUCAGGAACAAUGAGAAGACCUUACAAGGCAAACUAUCAUGACUCUGAGGAUAAGACAGUGGAUACAGUCAGUACUGAAAACUCACCAAGUUGUUCCAGGACAAUAGAUUCCCUGCAACAGAAGAUUGCAGAAUGUGAGAAGAGGAAUGCCAAGUCACAGGAAAGCCGUAGCUUUUAUAUUUUUAAGCGAUACUUGAAUAAAAUUUUAAAUGAAGCUGGAAAACUUGGCCUUCCUGACGAAAACGUGGGCCAAGUCCACUACGACGCUGAGAUCAUCCUUACAAAACAGACAUAUCUGGAGAUCCUCAGGUUUCUCAAUGAGGAAAGCUGGCAGCCAGGUGCCAUGGAUGAUGCACUUAGUGAUAUUUUGAUCAAUUUUAAGCACCAUGAUUAUCAAGCUUGGCACUGGAGAUUUGAGGACACUUUUGGAAUUGACCUAUAUAAUUUGUUUUUGCUACUCUUGUGCUUAGUGUGCAUUGUAACUGUAAUAGCUACAGAGCUCUGGACACGUAUUCUUUGGUUUGUUCAGCUAAAACGUCUUUUGUUAAUAAGUUUUUUCAUCAGUUUUGCAUGGAAUUGGCUUUACUUGUAUAAGUUGGCCUUUGCACAGCAUCAAGCAGAAAUUGCAAAAAUGGGGCACUUUGAUAACAUCUGUGCUGAGAAGUUGGACUGGCGAGAAAGUCUUUUUGAAUGGCUUAGAAGCACGUGGACGUUACAGGACGAUCCCUGUCAGAAGUAUUAUGAAACUCUACUUGUAAAUCCUAUUUUACUGGUUCCACCAACAAAGGCCUUGGCAAUUACUUUCACCAACUUUGUAACUGAGCCUUUGAAGCACGUAGGGCAAGGUAUUGGUGAAUUCAUCAAGGCACUAAUGAAGGAGAUUCCAUUCGUUCUGCAGGUUCCAGUACUAAUUAUGAUGGCUCUGGCUGUCCUGGCUUUUUGCUAUGGCGCAGGAUCAUCGGUGUCUGCGUUAAGAUACUUAACAUCUUCUCCGAAGAAAAGUCUUCCUCCACCUGAUAGUCAACAGGAGCAAAUAGGCUUUGGGCAGUACGAUGGGAGGCAAUCAGAGGACUAUUACUUGCAGAAGCACCCGUAUGUGUACAGAGGACACCAGGACAGAGGAGAUGGCUCUGCGAGACCUCCCCUCACUGUGAGAGCAGCGAAUGGCAGCAGGAACCCCGACACGGCACAGACCAGCGAUGAGCCGGACACACACGUACAAGAGUCUCACAAACCAGAACCUAAUAAUAGGUUGUACACUGAGUCUGAAGUUCAUAGACUAGAAACUCUCAAAGCUGAAAACCAUACUGAGGAACCUGCAGUUGAGCAGCAGAAACAGGAGACAGGCAAAGCAGAGCGAGAGGCUGGAGAAAACUGUGAUCCCAAUAAAAACCUAGAAGGGAGAAGCUCUGCGAUGGAGCAACGUGAAGAGAAGGAAAAGAGCAUUUUAUGUGACUCCCAGGAAGGAGACUAAGGAAGGCCCGAGCUCUGCUGUGGAGUAGAGGAUUUUGCCACUGAAGCAGCUGGGAGUCUGUUCUUCUCCUGGAAGUAGCACCUCUGGUCGUCCAUUCUGUUGCUCUGGAAUCGACUCAGCAGAUCAAAGAACCCUUCAUCUGCCAUUGUCUCUCGACUGCUUUUCUGAAAAGGAGAAAAGAUUUAGGGGUAUUUGGAACUUAAGAGUAUCUAAAGCUGAGACAACUGCAUCAGAGUUUAGUCCAGUCCUGUUUCAUAUUUGUGUAUCUGAUAUCUAUUAAAAUCAAUUUUUUUAGUCAUCCCUUUCUAUACACAGAGAUUUAUCAUAAGAGGAGAUAUAAGAAUAUGGCAGCAUUUUUCUAAGGUAUAAUAUAUUAGAAACAUUUCAUUCUCUCACGUGGAAAGAAACAGUGCUUGGAUCAUGGUACAGCUGGAGUUAUUCCUCCUCAGCCAUUAAUCCACUGAAAAAAACCCAAAUGCCCAUGACAGAAGAAAAGCAACAAGAACAGCAAUCAGCAGUUUCCAUUGUCUCCUCAGGUUUAUGAUCAAAUGCCUUUUAUUUUUAACUGAGUUCUGUCAAGAGUGCAAUAAUCUAAAAUGUCCAAAAUAUCUCCCACUGCCUGAAUCAGAGAAACUAGAUUUUAUUAAGUUUAGAGAAGCAGUGUCUAGAAGAGACUUAGAAAUAAAAUACGUGGGUAAGCUGAGCUCUAACUUUAGAAAAUCCAUGAGGAAUACAAUGCAGUGUUAGGAAAAGCUUAAAGCUGGCACCACCCAUGAGACAGCUGUAGAAUGGAAGAUUCUGCAUGUUUUACAGAGCCACAGUGUUUAAAUGAAGUUAAAGUGAAAUGGACAGUUGCAGGAAUGUGUUUUCCAUAAUUCUGAUCAGACAAAGAUGAGUGAAGGUGAUGAUCUCCACAGCUCACCAGACCUACCCUCUGGGAGUUGGGAAGUCGAUGAUCAAUAGAAUUACUGGCAUCCUGCAAAACUUUGGAAGUGGUGCUGGUUUUGUACUUUUUGCCUUUUAGUCGAUUUACAAAAUGCAGUUUUGCUGAAGGUUUGGCAACCAGUGGUUUCUGUUUAGCAAGAAUCUCACUGUUCCAGUUCUGAACCUAAGAAAACAAGAGUCAUGAAAUUAAGCCUUGAGAUUUUAAUUACCUCCUACUUGCUGCUGCUUCUCCUUCCCAAAAUGAAGCAGCUUUAUUUUGUUCAUCCAACCACAAGGAUGUUAAAACUUUGGGUUUGGUUCUGUUACUUGACCUGGGAUUAGUGAGCUGUUGUUGGCUGGAGCAGGUUAGUGCUGUUACUGAUUAGGCUGAGAACUGUUGUGUGACACCUGAUGGAUUAAAAUGUGAUCAAAUAGUGUAUUUAAUUAAACACACUGAAGUUGUCCUUGCUGACUGCAGUGCAGGAAAAACAGUUAUAAUGUAAAUGCUGAACUGCAGACACAGCUGGUAUUUCCCACCUGACAUUCUUAAAACUGGAAAUAAAAAAAUUAAAAGCCCCCAUAUUACAAAGUGUCAGAGCAAAAAAACCCUUAUACCAACCCAGAUACUCAACAAGCCUUCCUUGAAGUCCUUCAUAUACACAAACUUCUCAGUAAAGACUGAAAAGGAAGAGGGAGAAUAAUGCCAGCACAAGAGCAAACAGGAAUGACCAUCUUGUUUCACUAAAGAUCAGAAUGGAUAGCUUUGUCAACCUGUCAGAUUUUCCCUAAAAUAUCUUCUAAAAUAAAUAGAAUUAUCCACAAAAUAGCUUUAUCCACAACUGACAGACUCUUAUAACUGAGUAAAACCAAAAUAAAACCUUUUCUUUCCUGAUUCAACAUCACAAAGCAUGAACACAGUCACAAAUCUUCCAGCAACAGUGCCUACUGGAUUGCCUUUUCAAGGCUUCCUGAGCACCCGCACACAGACUGUGACUCCAAGAUGGCAUCCUGUCCACUGAAACCCUAGUGCUCCUGUUGUGCAUUGCUGUAGAUACCAAGGACUUCCAUGGAAGAAUCUACUCAAUAAGUACGUUGAAAAAAAGUCCUUUAUAAAGUGCUAGACUGCAAUAGUAGAUUAAAGCCAAAAAUCUACAUGAAACAGACUUUCUAAAUCGGUACCCAAAGCAGGUCUUGAGCAUUAGCGCUGACUUCAGCUGUACCCACUGUCCAUGUGCUUUGAGAUUUUAUUGCCUGUUUGAUCAACAUGAUGACAGGCUUUGCCUCACUUGAAGAGAGGGGAAUUAGAUAUCCCAGUGUGGAGGGAAAAAUAUCAAUUUCAGUGUGCCACUGGAGUCAUUCAUGUAGAACUGCCAGCCCACUAUUGAAAGGCAGAUAGAACUGAAGGAAAACUCUCACAGAGUGACACAAGGAUUUUAAUCAGGAACUCCUAUCUCUAAGAGAUUUCUCUGAGCCUGGGGAGGAAGUUGCUUUGCUUAUCAGUGACUCAGGUGCAGCAUUUCUGCAAUAGCACCCUUACUCAAGAUGGAUAUUGAAGCUCCUGAUGGCUUGCAAGUUGAUUGAAAUCCCAAAAGGAAAAAACCCAUAUAUUUUAAGUGCCUAUAAAAUGACUGUAGCCAAAGAAAAAAUGUUCAGAACAGCUGAACUAAAGCUGAGAAAUUUUACUCUGAAUCACUCAUGCUGCAACCUCAAACCAUCUCUAUAAAGAUAUGAAUGCACCUACAGGACCUCAUUCUUUCUUAUUUGUGCAGUGAAUAAAGCAAGCUUCCCACAA